Molecule: messenger RNA, 375 nt
Organism: Gongylonema pulchrum
Lineage: Eukaryota; Metazoa; Nematoda; Chromadorea; Rhabditida; Gongylonematidae
Source: the annotation of a GenBank genome assembly
AUGCCGCAAAUGCGCGAAAGUUAUUUGGGCGUACCAGACUCGUUUCAUGUGGCGGCAAGUGCCGAUGACGAUCUUACUGAGCUACUAACCAUGGAUCCAUAUUCCGUAAUGGUGCAAGCAAAUGAUCCAGCAUUUGUUGAAUGCAUUCCGGAGCAGUGUGAUGUUGACUUCUUUGUGUCAGGACUGGAUUUCGAAUUGCCAGACGAGUUCAUAGAAGGAUUAGGCCAGGAACCACUAAAUCCCGUUCAAAAAUUUUUUAACGAACGCGCUGUGCCAGAGACCUCUAGAACAUUUCCCAGCGAUUACAUAUCGCAGUCAGAGAAUUUCAUUAAUCAUAUUUACAACUAUGGUAAAAAUCUUGCUCCACAGCCGCAC